Molecule: messenger RNA, 5189 nt
Organism: Meleagris gallopavo (turkey)
Lineage: Eukaryota; Metazoa; Chordata; Aves; Galliformes; Phasianidae
Source: RefSeq, a predicted model, not a curated record
UGCGGUGGUUGCUAGGCGACGCUGCAGCGGGAACGGCGUGCGGGUGACGCGCGGGAUUCCCUCUGUCUCCCCAGGCCCUGCCGUCUGCACGGUGCUGCUAAGGGCCUCAGCACGGCCGCGGUCCUCAGACCCGCUUGCCCCGGCCUCCUCCUGCCUUCCUCCCCGACUGGCUCUCUGUGCUCUGACACGCUUCUCUCAGGGGCAGCCUCUGGUUGUGCUGCGGGCUGAGCUCUGUCAGCGAGCUGCUGGCAUAACCGCACCGUGGAUUGUUUUCCUCCCCAGGCCUUGACAAGAUUCCUCACAGAACAAAUCCCGUAAUUUAGCUCAGCCUGUGCUGAAGGCUCACGUGCCCCGACAUUUUUCAGCAGGAUUAGUUUUUAAUCCUGUUUAGCCCCUUACAGGUGAUUGUUUUAACAACUUGGGCAGCACGUAGGCUGACUUCUGUCAGUUCCUCAGUCAGAAAUCAGUUUCUCCUUUGGGGCAGCGGUGUUAAGCAUAAACACGAACACACGGCACGCAAAGCGUUCUCACUGUAGUGAGCCUUGAUGCUAAUCAUCCUCACGCCACAAUUCCAGGCUUCCCGUGGUUUGAUCGACCGACCCUCUGGCAGCUCCUGAAGUAUCGGAAGCAGCGGUGUCAGGGCUCAAAAGUGCUAGGGCUCCCAUCUGCCAUCAGAUGACUUUCUGCCUGACUGAGCUGCACCUGUGGUCUUUGAAGACUACCUUACGUAUUAGUGAUGAAGACAUUGGGGUACAUCAGUACUACGACAAGAAAGAGCCAGGAUCACAAAUGAAGCAUGGUUAUUUAGAAGACAAGCAAAAGCUAGCAGAAUCUCGAGAUUACCCUUGGAUACUGACGAACAAACGACCGGAAAAACUGCGAGAUACACUCAAGGAGGUUGAGGACUUAAUGCAAAACAGUCGAUGUGUGCUGAGCAAAUGGAAGAACAAACGUAUCUGCCAGCUCCUCUUUCAUUCAGGUAUAUUGGUCUCCCUAAGCCUUUCUGGGCCACAGCUGGAGAAAGUGAUGAUUGACAGGACCCUGGUGGGGAAGCUCAUCUCCGACACCAUCAGCGAUGGUAUUCUUUCAGACAAUUUCAUCAUCUUGUCAUUUGAAGACUAUAACCAGCUCUGUUUCAUUCACUUUACAAAGAAGAUGGAUUCUCCCGAUGUAAACAGAAGAAGACAUGAGAAACUCUCUUGUUUGGAUUUUAAGAUUUCUUACAUUGAUAUACCUGGACUAGAAGGUAGGAGGAUGAAACGUCACCUGGCAAUAAACUGUAUGCAAGAUAUGGCCAUUUGCUGGUGGUCAGCAGCUAGUGAUGGAGCAUGGCCUUGGUCUCCUAUUUCCUCUGAAAGGGACAGAGCCAACCUAUUGCUGUUAGGCUGUGCACAUGGCAAACUGGAGGUUCUGAGUUACGUUCGUACAGAAUGGGAUCCACUUGAUGCUAGCUUUAGCACUAAGGAGCCUUACCAGGUUCACACAGUUGAGCACUCCAUCUCUGCAGAUAAAGAACCCAUGGCUGACAGCUGCAUCUACAACUGUGUUAGAAACAAAAUUCGGUGUGCAGCAGUCACUAGAAUACCACUACAAUCAAGGGCAAUCAGCUGUUGCAGAAAUAUUACAGAAGACAAACUAGUCCUGGGCUGCGAAGAUUCAUCAAUUAUCCUGUAUGAUGCCUACAACCAAGUGACUCUGUUAGCCCAAGCAAAACUAUUGCCUGCAUUAAUAACCUACCACCCUUCUGGGGCCAUAUUCCUGGUUGGCAGCUCUCAAGGGGAGCUCCAGAUUUUUGACACAGCACUAUCCCCAGUUAAAAUUCAGCUCUUAGCAGACAACUAUUCACCUGAGGCAACUCUGCAAUUCAGCAAACACUUUGACUUGUCUAGCAGCCUCAUCCAGAUUCAGUGGGCUGCUGCUCAAGCCGCAUCUCCCAGCGCUGAUGGCAUAGGUGUCCAUGAUCUUUUGUUCCUUAGGUUUGACAAAGGACCCUUAGGAGUACUUCGCUUUAAACUUGGUGUGAUAACAAGAGGGCAGCUGGGCCUUGUGGAAAUCAUCCACCAAUACAUUCGUUAUGAUGAGAUACAUGAGGCAAUUAACGUCCUGAACACCAUGAACUGGAACACGAUGGGCCAUCAGUGUUACAUCUGCUUGAGUGCCAUUGUCAAUCACCUACUUAAACAAAAGCUUACACCGGACAGAGAAGCACAGCUUGAGGCAAGCCUUGGAACCUUUUAUGCUCCAACAAGACCCCUCUUGGAUACAACUGUGCUGGAGUACAGGGACCCCAUCAGCAGAUAUGCAAGAAGGUUCUUCCACCACCUGCUCAGGUAUCAGAGAUUUGAAAAAGCAUUUCUACUAGCUGUUGACAUAGGAGCUCGGGACCUCUUUAUGGACAUCCAUUACGUUGCUCUAGAUAAGGGUGAAUUGGCACUAGCUGAAGUGGCAAAGAAAAAGGCUAAUGACAUUGACGCAGAAUCAAUAACUACUGGAAUUGAGCUCCUGGGGCAUGCAGAUGAAGGGGACACAUCGUACGAGGCCUUUGGUGGUCAGGUCCCAGAGCACCAAACUGAGCAUGACAUGCCCACAGCCAGCCCGGCCGUGCUGGCCUCUUCCCACAGGCCCACUUGCUGUGGACUGGUGAAGUCCAGUGAUGGGGAGCCUGGAGCAGGUGUCACCUCCCUGAUGGAGAAACCCUCUUCUGGGCACCAGGAAGGAAAUUUGAGAGCAGUUCCUACAGAACAGGUCCUGAGUCCUGCACCCUCCUGCUCCCCAUCCCUUCACCACCACAGCCCGUGCAUUGCCUCAGAGGGAGCCCUCACCGUGCCAGCCUCAGUGCCACUGAGGGGAGCACGCCUAAGGCCCAGCCCUUGCACAGUCAGUACUGCGGGACGAUCUCUGUGACUGUGAAGGAGAGGAUCUGUUGUGUGCACCUCUGCAGUGGUGAAAUGCUGAAGUGACCCAGCACAAGAAGCCUGGAGUCUCCAGUGGGAAAUGCACCGAUGUGGGCCCAAUGCUCCUCGCCUGCCAUGCUCUCAGCUAUGAGAAGGCAGCCUUGGGGACGGAAGCUAAGCUGCCCGGUGCUCGGGCAGUCAGAUGAGAUUGAUUUCCUUGAGAAUAACCAUGGCCCUCCAGCACACAGCUCAGAGGCGUGAUCAUGCUGGGGCAGGGGCACACAUGAGGUGAUGGGUGAGGGUGGUCCCAGCUUGCAGUUUGUGUUUGGUCCCAUCUCCUUGCUCUGAGCACAGAGCUGGGCUAGGUGAUCCCAGAGGUCCCUCCCUGCAUGCGUUACUCCACAUGCUGAGCAUCUUGAGCAAGCUAUUUAGGUCAGAGCCUCUGUGGAGCAGCACCCAGCCUCAGAGGAGUCAGACCAAGCCGCCCAGCACCCUGCUUACCAGCCUCAGUAUCUCUGGAAAACAUGGAUCUCAACUGCUUCGUUGCUUCCAUGUUGGAGGUGAAUCUUGCUUAUUUACAGGAACUUGAGGUGCUGAAGGCAACGUGCCUGGUGACUGUAAAGAUUAUUGUAAUAUACCAUCACUCAGCUGAAUCCCCGUCAGCCAGAAAGGUUUUGCACAAUGCUAUCUGAGGGAGGCAUUUCCAGUCAAAAGGAGCACUGCCUAUGGGGCCAAAUGGGAACCAUGUUUUGGUCUGGGGUCAGGCAACCUCAGCCUGCACAGACCCUGGGUCUGUGGUGGUAUCCCAUCCAACUCUCCUCCUUCCCUAUUUCCACUGGCCUUCAGGAAACUCCUGGCAGAACAAGUGGAGGCCCUGGGGAGCAGGCUGCCAACCUCCUGAUGAGGUUUCUCCUGUUUUCUGCUAAUACAGCAAGAAAAUAAAGGGAGUAGGCCUGAGGAGGCUGAGCGGUGGGACCAUCCCAUUGACACACAGAGCUCCAUGAACUGAGCUCAAGGGCACAGGGGCAUGCUCUUCUGUUCAUGCUUCUCUUCCCUGGUGAGGAGCUGCUCACGGUGACUGCUGCGAUAUCAGCUCCCCGUUCAUAGAAUCACUACGGUUGGAAAAGACUUCUAAGAUCAGCAAGUCCAACCCCAACCCGUCCCUGCCAUGCCCGCUGACCAUGUCCCUCAGCAUUGCAUCUCCAUGUUCCUCGAACACCUCCAGGGACAUCAGCCCCACCGCUGCCUGGGCAUCCCUCUUCCUGUGCUACAAAAUCCCACUCUCAUCAGAUGAGGAUGGCUCCUUUUAUUGCUGGGUGCUGCUUUGGGAAAGGUGCACAUGUCAGAAGGGAGCUCCAGCCGUGAUCGCUCCUCAUCCUUUGGUUUGCAUCAAACACCCCUUUGGGCUCAACGCCACAUCACAGCCUUCCCACCCGCACCACCAGCUCUGCCUUGCUGAGGCCAGAUAGGUUUGCAAAUAAGUUUUUUAAAAGAGUGUAUGCAAAAGACACACAAGCUGGUAGGUCCACAGUGCUCAGCUGGUGGGAGUUGAAUGCUUCUCUUCAGACAGAGCACAAGUCAUAAAACCUGGGGCAUGCAGGCCCCUGAGCCUGGAGAAGUGAGGACCUACCCAGCAGCCUCAGAUCCCAAACAAGAGUGGCUUUGCUCCACACUGGGAGGCUGCUUCCACCCUGUGGGCAGAGCCAAAUGCUUUGGGAUGGGGUAGGCAGACAUUUCCCUGGGUGUUCAGCUCCACACCUGGUUCUGCUUGCAUCAUGGGGAGCCAGCAGCUCUGUGUAACUCAAAAGAAAGCAAUGACUCACUGGGCUGCAGCUCUUUCCAAGUAUUUCAUGCAUUUCGCAGGCACGCUAGCCCGUGUUAUGAAAUGCCCUCUCUUUGCGGUGCGCAUUGUCAUGUCCUGUACAAAAACAGAGGGCUCAGUUUUCCAUUGUGCACUGGCACAGCGCAGAAAGAGGAGGUAACAUGCACAUAUUCUGUCUCCAAUGCUAUUUGCAUCGUAUUAGGAAUGCAAAAUGCCAUCCCCACACCACUCUGACAACCUGGCUGGCUCCCCGCUGACGUUAGCUCGGCCAUGAGGUGCUGGCGGAAUGUUUUAAUGAAAAUGUUAACAAAAAUAUAAAGUUCCACCCUCCAGCCAGGACUGGAGGGGUGGGAGAGGGGAGCAGGUGAGGAGCCAUGACCUGCACCAUGCUGCCAGGUCAGGGCUGUCCCCUGUCCCUGGGCGGGUGGCAGUGGGAGCACCAGGGCGAGGUCCCCAUCCACGCUGUCCUGAUU